AUGGCAUCCCCCACUGCUCCUUCCGAGGCUGCCGGGGGCAGCUCUGUGGUUGGCCCGCCUCCAGUCUUGUGCAUUUUCCCUUACCGCGACCCCAACUUGCCCCUUACUCGCCGCCACAAAAUCAUCCUCAUGAAGCGGAGAGUGCGGCUGCAGCAGGAGGCGCUUCUGCUAGACCGACAGAGAAAGGAACCAGCGGCUGGAUCGGCAAACAGCUCGGGACAAGACGCCACAGCCAAGGGGGAUACCCAGAAGCUGUACCUCGCUUCUCCGCUCACCGGCUUUGAAGUAAACUGGAUCAUGGACGACGCAAACCUCGAGAGAUUUCUGCAGGCUCGCGAGUGGCACGUGGCAAAGGCCUUUGGGUUGUUGAUGGAGACAGUCAAGUUUCGGCGCGAGUGCAGGCCCGAGCGCGUGAAACCGAAGGAGGUGAUGCAGGCGAACCAGGCGGGCAUCAUGUACCGCAGGGGAUACGAUAAGAAGGGACACCCUAUUCUGUACAUGAGGCCAGGACAGAACAAACUCGACGCCGACCCGGACAGCUCCAUCAAACUCCUCGUGUACAUGCUGGAGCGCGCUGUGCAGUCCAUGAAGCGCCAGGAGGGAGUCAACGGAAUCACCUUCAUUGUCGAUUACAAUGGAUACACAAACGCGAACCAACCUCCCCUCGCGGUCGCUCUUCGCUUCGUGGACAUCUUCCAAAACUUCUACCCCGAAAGGCUGGCGGCGGCCUUCGUCAUCGACACUCCGUGGUACUUCUCUACUUUCUGGAACUGCUUGGUGCCGUUCUUGCCGAACCGAACAACGAGCAAGAUCCACUACUGCUCGACAAGCGACUCGAAGUCGCUUGAUCCUCUCUUUGAUCAGGUUCCCGUGGAAUGCAUCGAAUCGUGGAUUCCUGGCGGAAAGGCAACCGACGUCUACGAUCAUGGCACGUAUUGGGCUGCGGAGGCGAAGCAGUUUGAGACCUAUAUGAAAUUUCUGCAAGAAGAGUUUAUCGGGAAAACGCAGCAGCAGCGAAUGGCGGAGGCGCGCGCCUUCCAAGAGGCCCAGGCCGCAGGGAAGCAAGGCGACGAAGCCGUCGAGGCUGCGAAGGCGGCGGGGAAAGAAGACAAGAAGGGUGCGGGCGGAGCUGGCGUAAGGCGGGGCGACUCGGACACGUUGCUGGAGAAGGAAGAGGGGGAGGAGGACGUUCAGGACGAGGAGGACGAGGAGUCAAACGCAGAUCUCAAUGAAGACGAAGAGAAACGGCGGAUGCUGCAAGAAGCGCUCAAGAAAGAACAGGCGGGAAGUGUCCAGGCGUGA
Molecule: messenger RNA, 1302 nt
Organism: Neospora caninum
Lineage: Eukaryota; Apicomplexa; Conoidasida; Eucoccidiorida; Sarcocystidae
Exons: 5
Coding region: 1-1302 (433 amino acids)
Molecular function (GO): phosphatidylinositol transfer activity
Source: RefSeq, a predicted model, not a curated record